AUGCUGUUACUUCUUUCGGCAAUUUUCAUAAGACUUGCGGUUACACAAACACGACAACCAGCUCCACAACAACCAGCGCAACCAACUCGACAACAACAACCAGCACAACAACCAACUCCACAACAACAAGCGCAACCAACUCGACAACAACAACCAGCACAACAAGCAACUCCACAACAACAGCAGCCAGCACAACAACCAACUCCACAACAACAGCAGCCAGCACAACAACCAACUCAACAACAACAACAACAGCAGCCAACUCCAGUACAACAACCAACUCCAGUACAACAACCAACUCCAGUACAACAACCAACUCCAGUACAACAACCAACUCCAGCACAACAACCAACUCCAGUACAACAACCAACUUCAGCACAACAACCAACUCCAGUACAACAACCAACUCCAGUACAACAACCAACUCCAGCACAACAACCAACUUCAGCACAACAACCAACUUCAGCACAACAACCAACUCCAGCACAACAACCAACUCCAGCACAACAACCAACUCCAGUACAACAACCAACUCCAGUACAACAAUCGGCUACACAACGAUCGGCUAUACAACAAUCGGCUACACCGCAAUCGCAACAACCGCAACAAUCAAAUUCAAAAAUUUCUACAAAAUCAACAUAUGUCCCCCCAGCUCCUCGACCUUCCAAUCCGGCUAAAAUUGAUUUGAACACUUAUCAACAUGUCACAACUAGUAUUGAUGUUUGUUCAAAUAAGCAAGACUGUCAAAUUGAUUCCACUCAAAAAGGAGGUGGAGUGAUUAUAACUUCAGAAAAUCAUGAAAAACAUAUUCAAACUAUUGUACCUCCCGACGUCGAUAGUAAUACAAUAACUGCAUUUACAACCACUUACUACAUAGAAACAAUUGUACAAGUUAUUCCUGGUUAUACGACGACUAUAACCACUAGAGAUAGUAAUGGCGAAUUAACAAGCUAUACAACUUACUAUCCACCGAGUACUAUCGUUGUUCUUCAGACUGUUACUGGCCUUGUACCUUUAGGUUUUCAGGUUUCUUCUGAUGAAAGUGAUGCAAGCAGAUUAGGUGAUUAUAGUUUGUUUAAUCGAAAAAAUGACGGAUUAGUGAAUGUGGUUUUAAGUUUAUGGAUUAAAGGUUUACGUUCUAUUGUAAAGACAUGUCGAAAGUCUUUACAAUAG
Messenger RNA from Dentiscutata erythropus, 1173 nucleotides. The record is from the annotation of a GenBank genome assembly. Lineage: Eukaryota; Fungi; Glomeromycota; Glomeromycetes; Diversisporales; Gigasporaceae.